Molecule: messenger RNA, 10127 nt
Organism: Lagenorhynchus albirostris (white-beaked dolphin)
Lineage: Eukaryota; Metazoa; Chordata; Mammalia; Artiodactyla; Delphinidae
Gene: AKAP6
Product: A-kinase anchoring protein 6
Exons: 13
Coding region: 1-6957 (2318 amino acids)
Cellular component (GO): sarcoplasmic reticulum; perinuclear region of cytoplasm
Molecular function (GO): transmembrane transporter binding; protein kinase A binding
Source: RefSeq, a predicted model, not a curated record
AUGUUAACCAUGAGCGUGACACUUUCCCCUCUGAGGUCACAGGACCUGGAUCCCAUGGCUACUGAUGCUUCACCCAUGGCCAUCAACUUGACACCCACUGUGGAGCAGGGUGAGGGAGAAGAGGCGAUGAAAGACAUGGAUUCUGACCAGCAGUACGAAAAGCCACCCCCACUGCAUACAGGGGCCGACUGGAAGAUUGUCCUCCACUUACCUGAAAUUGAGACCUGGCUCCGGAUGACCUCAGAGAGGGUCCGAGACCUAACCUAUUCAGUCCAGCAGGACUCGGACAGCAAGCAUGUGGAUGUGCAUCUAGUUCAACUAAAGGACAUUUGUGAAGAUAUUUCUGAUCAUGUUGAGCAAAUCCAUGCCCUCCUUGAAACGGAGUUCUCCCUGAAGCUGCUAUCCUACUCCGUCAACGUGAUUGUGGACAUCCACGCGGUGCAACUCCUCUGGCACCAGCUCCGCGUCUCAGUGCUGGUUCUGCGGGAGCGCAUUCUGCAAGGUCUGCAGGACGCCAAUGGCAACUACACCAGACAGACGGACAUUCUGCAAGCUUUCUCCGAAGAGACACAGGAGGACCGGCUUGAUGCUCUAACAGAAGUGGAUGACUCAGGACAGUUAACUAUCAAAUGCUCUCAGAAUUACUUGUCUCUGGAUUGUGGCAUUACUGCUUUCGAACUGUCUGACUACAGUCCAAGUGAGGAUUUGCUCAGUGGCCUGGGUGAUAUGACCUCUAGCCAGGUCAAAACCAAACCCUUUGACUCUUGGAGCUACAGUGAAAUGGAAAAGGAAUUCCCUGAGCUUAUCCGAAGCGUUGGAUUACUUACGGUGGCUCCUGACGCGGUCCCUUCCAACUGCAGCGAAGCAGUUAGUGAGGAGGCGUCUCAGGUGUCUCUUUCAGCAGAUGACAGAGGUGGGUGUGAGGAAGACAGUGCGGCCACAGCGGAGGAGCAGCCAGGCUUAACGCAGGGGCUGUCAUCUUCAGGGGACGCUCUGACAAAUGCUGGACAACCCUCUUUGGAGACUGUGAAGCAAGAAUCUGAUUCCUCUUCCCAACUUGGGGCAAAGAAUCAACAGCCUCUUCCUUGUGAAAAUGCAACCCCCAAGCGAUCCAUCAGAGAUUGCUUUAAUUAUAACGAGGACUCUCCCACACAGCCCACGUUGCCAAAAAGAGGGCUUUUCCUUAAAGAGGAGACUUUUAAGAAUAAUCUGAAAGGCGCUGGUGGCAUGAAGCAGGUGGUUGAUCUCAAGCCUGAGAUGAGCAGGAGCGCGCCUUCCCUGGCGGACCCUCUUGACAGAGCUAAACUUUGCCUGGUGUUACAGUCGUCUCACCCCAGCAGACCUUCUGCUGCCAGCUACUCACAUGAGUGUUUGCACCAGGUGGGGGAUGGGAACCUUGAAAACACAGUCACAAGUCACAUUAAGGAGAUCUCCUCCAGCCUGGGGAGGCUGAGUGACGGCCAUAAAGAGAAACUUCGACUUAAAAAGCCUCACAAGACCGUAGAAGAGGUGCCUUCAUGCCAGACACCUAAACGGGACCCCAGUUCAGGCAAACAAGCCCAAAGCACUAGGAGCUCAGUCGUGCCGAAUGGAAUUCCUUCUAGCACUUCCAAGGCCAUAGAGGGGCCAGAAACAGAUUCUGCUUCCACAUCCUCACUUGAGCCGUACAACCAGAGUAGUUGGAAUGCCCAAUUGCCGGUGCAGUCAGAAACAUCCAGUUCACCACCGUUUAGUCCAAGCAGUGAGUCCUCUGCUGGCUCAGACAACGUCACGUCUGUGGUACCCCUUCUUUCAGAACACAAAAGCAAAAGAAGCUACACCUCCUCCCCAAGUCACGUCACCAGGAACGGUCAGGUUGUGGAGGCCUGGUAUGGCUCUGAUGAGUACCUAGCACUGCCCUCUCACCUUAAGCAGACAGAAGUAUUAGCUUUGAAGUUGGAAAACCUAACAAAGCUUCUGCCUCAGAAACCCAGGGGAGAAACCAUUCAGAAUAUUGAUGACUGGGAACUGUCUGAAAUGAAUUCAGAUUCUGAGAUCUAUCCAACAUACCAUGUCAAGAAGAAGCAUACAAGGCUAGGCAGGGUGUCUCCAAGCUCAUCCAGUGAUAUAGCCUCUUCGCUCGGGGAGAGCAUUGAAUCUGGCCCCCUUAGUGACCUUCCUUCUGACGAGGAGUUGUGUGUGCCUCUCUCUGGCAUGAAAAAAUACAUUGAUGAGAAGUCAGAGAGAGCUUCAUCCUCUGAGAAAAAUGAGAGCCAUUCCACUACAAAGUCUGCUUUAAUUCAGAAACUGAUGCAAGAUAUUCAACACCAAGACAACUAUGAAGCCAUAUGGGAAAAAAUAGAGGGGUUUGUAAACAAGCUGGAUGAAUUUAUUCAAUGGUUAAACGAAGCCAUGGAAACCACUGAGAAUUGGACACCUCCCAAAGCAGAGACGGAUGGCCUUAAACUGUACCUGGAGACGCACUUGAGUUUUAAGUUGAAUGUAGACAGUCAUUGUGCUCUCAAGGAAGCUGUGGAGGAGGAAGGACUCCAACUUCUCGAGCUUAUUGCAUCUCACAAAGCAGGACUAAAGGACAUGCUGCGGAUGAUAGCAAGUCAAUGGAAGGAGCUACAGAAGCAAAUCAAACGGCAACACAGCUGGAUUCUCAGGGCUCUGGAUACCAUCAAAGCUGCGAUUCUGGCUACUGAUGUGUCUGUGGAGGGUGAGGAAGGGACGGGAAGCCCCAAGGCUGAGGUUCAACUAUGCUACCUGGAAGCACAAAGAGAUGCUGUUGAGCAGAUGUCCCUCAAGCUGUACAGCGAGCAGUAUACCAGCAGCAGCAAGAGGAAAGAAGAGUUUGCUGAUAUGUCAAAAGUUCAUUCAGUAGGAGGCAAUGGGCUUCUGGACUUUGAUUCAGAAUAUCAGGAGCUCUGGGAUUGGCUGAUUGACAUGGAGUCCCUCGUGAUGGACAGUCACGACCUGAUGAUGUCAGAGGAGCAGCAGCGGCAUCUUUACAAGCGAUACAGUGUGGAAAUGUCCAUCAGGGACCUGAAAAAGACGGAGCUGCUUAGUAAGGUUGAAGCUUUGAAGAAAGGUGGCGUUUUACUACCAAAUGAUCUCCUUGAAAAAGUGGAUUCAAUUAAUGAAAAAUGGGAACUGCUUGGGAAAACCCUAGGAGAGAAGAUCCAGGACACAAUGGCAGGGCACAGUGGGUCGGGUGCACGUGACCUGCUCUCUCCUGAAAGCGGAAGCCUGGUAAGGCAGCUGGAGGUCAGGAUCAAAGAACUGAAAGGGUGGCUAAGAGAUACAGAGCUUUUCAUCUUCAAUUCCUGUCUGAGACAAGAAAAGGAAGGAACAAUGAAUGCUGAGAAACAACUGCAAUACUUUAAGUCCCUCUGUUGUGAAAUAAAGCAGCGACGUCGUGGAGUGGCCUCCAUCCUGCGAUUAUGCCAACAUCUUCUGGAUGACCGGGAGACCUGCAAUCUGAACGCGGACCACCAGCCCAUGCAGUUGAUCAUUGUAAAUCUUGAAAGAAGGUGGGAAGCCAUUGUCAUGCAAGCCGUCCAGUGGCAAACACGGCUACAAAAGAAGAUGGGAAAGGAACCUGAGACUUUGAAUGUGAUUGAUCCUGGCUUGAUGGACCUAAAUGGGACAAGUGAGGAUGCCCUGGAAUGGGAUGAAACUGACAUAAGUAACAAGUUAAUUAGUUUGAAUGAAGAAUCGAAUGACCUUGAUCAAGAAUCCCAACCUGUCUUGCCUUCCUUAAAGCUUGAAGAGACAGGUAGUGAGGACCCUGGUUAUGAAGAAGAGGCAGGUGACCACGGGGCAUCUCAGUGUGCAUCGAGUAUCACUGCCCCGUCCAGUCCACACAUUUACCAAGUAUACAGCCUCCACAAUGUUGAGCUCUAUGAAGACAACCACAUCCCAUUCCUGAAAAACAGUCCGACCUUCACUAGCAUGACACAGUCUAGCGUUUUAACUAAGAGUCUCAGUAAAGACUCUUCAUUUUCAUCUGCCAAAUCUUUGCCAGAUCUUCUAGGGGCUUCCAAUUCGGUGAAGCCCUGCCCGUGCCAUGGAGGAGACAUGAGUCAGAAUUCAGGCAGUGAGAGUGGAAUUGUCAGUGAAGGAGACACUGAAACCACUACCAACUCUGAAAUGUGCUUGCACAAUGUGGUGGAUGGGUCCCCAAGUAACCCUGAAACUGAACAUCUGGACCCACAAAUGGGAGAUGCAGUUAACGUGUUAAAGCAAAAGUUUAAAGAUGAGGAGGAACAAAUUAAGCUUCCAAAUAGCUCUCAGUUAUCCAUUUCACCAGUCGGUUGUGUAAAUGGAAAAGUUGGAGAUUUAAACACUGUUACCAAACAUACCCCUGAUUGUUUGGGAGAAGAAUUACAAGGAAAACAUGAUGUGUUUACAUUUUAUGAUUACUCAUACCUCCAAGGCUCAAAACUCAAAUUACCAAUGAUAAUGAAACAGUCACAAAGUGAAAAAGCACAUGUGGAGGAUCCCCUGCUUCAUGGUUUUUAUUUUGAUAAAAAAUCCUGCAAAUCUAAACAUCAGGCUACAGAGUUACAACCAGAUGCACCUCCCCAUGAAAGGAUUUUGGCAAGUGCAUCUCAUGAAAUGGAUCGCAAUUCAUAUAAAAGUGGUGAUGUAGAGAAGACCUUCAGUGGCAUGCAGAAUGCCAAACAGCUCUCCCUUUUAUCUCAUAGUUCCUCUAUUGAGUCUCUUUCUCCAGGGGGUGAUUUAUUCGCAUUGGGCAUCUUUAAAAAUGGCAGUGACAGCCUCCAGCGAAGCACUUCUUUAGAAAGUUGGUUGACAUCCUAUAAAAGCAAUGAAGAUCUUUUUAGCUGUCACAGCUCUGGGGACAUAAGCGUGAGCAGUGGCUCAGUUGGUGAACUGAGUAAAAGAACAUUAGAUCUCCUGAAUCGUUUGGAGAAUAUCCAGAGCCCUUCGGAGCAAAAGAUAAAGCGAAGUGUUUCCGAUAUCACUCUUCAAAGCUGCUCCCAAAAGAUGUCUUUUCCUGGCCAACUGUCAUUGGACAUAGCAUCUUCUAUCAAUGAAGACUCGCCAGCAUCUCUUACAGAACUUAGCAGCAGUGAUGAGCUCUCUCUUUGCUCAGAGGAUAUUGUGUUACACAAGAACAAGAUCCCGGAAUCAAAUGCAUCAUUCAGGAAGCGCCUGCCUCGUUCAGUGGCCGAUGAAAGUGAUGUCAAUGUCAGCAUGAUCGUGAAUGUCUCUUGCACCUCUGCCUGCACUGAUGAUGAAGACGACAGUGACCUCCUCUCCAGCUCAACGCUCACCUUGACAGAAGAAGAACUGUGCAUCAAAGAUGAGGAUGACGACUCCAGUAUUGCAACAGAUGAUGAAAUUUAUGAAGAGUGCAACUUGAUGUCAGGGCUGGACUAUAUAAAGAAUGAGCUGCAGACCUGGAUUAGACCGAAGUUUUCCUUGACAAGAGAUAAGAGAAGGUGUAAUCUCAGUGAUGAAAUAAAGGGCAGUAAGGAUGUAAGUAGUAGUGAGAUGAACAAUUCCUCUGACACCCUGAACAUUGAGGCCCUUCUAAAUGGCUCCAUAAAACAUCUCUCCGAAAAUAAUGGAAAUAGUAAGAAUUUACCCCACACCUGUGAGUUAGGGACAAAGGGUGAAAAUAAGAAAAAUAUUUUCGAAGUUAAUAAAGAUCCAUAUGUGGCAGACAUGGAAAAUGGCAAUAUUGAAACUAUUCCAGAAAGGCAGAAGGACAAACUGAAUGAGAUUUCAAAGGAAUCAGAAAAUCUUGGUUCAACCGGGAAAAGGAUUUCAGAGAGUGAGCAGUGUAAGUGCAGAGCACUUAUGGAUAGCUCAGAUGAUUCAAAUAUUGCUGGAAAGGAAUUUGUUCCCCAGAUGGUUAGACAUGUUCCAAAGAAAUGUCAAAAUCACCACCAUUUUGAAAAUCAAAGUGCUGCUUCUACUCCCACUGAGAAGUCUUGUCCAGAACUGCCUUCAGAAACCAGUGUUAUCAAUAGACAGGACUCUGAGGUACUGAAAUCUUCAUCUAAUGAUGCACCAGAUAUGGCUGGAAAAUCUGCUCGUUGCUGCCUAGCGCUUGAACAAAGCGAAACAGAGGAAACCGUUUCUAUCAGUGACAACGUUUCCUGUUGCAACUGUGACCCAGAUGUUUUCCAUCAGAAAGAUGCCGAAGAUUGUUCCGUACACGACUUUGUUAAGGAAAUCAUUGACAUGGCUUCAACAGCCCUAAAAUGUAAAUCUCAACCUGAAAAUGAGGCAGCUGCUCCUACUUCAUUAACUCAAAUCAAGGAGAAGGUGUUGGAACAUUCCCACCGGCCCAUCCAGCUGAGAAAGGGGGACUUUUAUUCAUACUUAUCUCUCUCAUCUCAUGACAGUGAUUGCGGGGAGGUCACCAAUUACAUAGAAGAGAAGAGCAACACUCCACUGCCACCGGACAUGACUGACUCUGGCUCAGAAGACAAGGAAGACACCGAAUGCUUCUUCGAGGCCUGUGUUGAGGAGGACCCUUCUGAAUACCAGUCCUGUUUCUCCAGCGCUCUUCCAAAUGAACCUGCAGUUCCCAGUGAAGCUCCAGUGCCACUGCAAGCAGCAGCAGGCUCUUCCAAGUUCAGUGAUACUUCUCUCCUCGUCGAUGAUGCAGACGUGAUGGCUCUUUCAGGUCCUCCCCCUCCAAAAAGAGGUGAUGUAGGAAAGGAAGUGGAUGGUUUACCCCAAGCUUCUAAUGUCUAUGGAGAAAGCUCAGAGUUAACUACUCCUUCAAGGCUGAGUGGUGAAAAGGAGAGUUCAGAAAACUCAGGUAAGCCUGGCUGCAACUCAGGGGUGGCCUCAUAUUUCCGCCCUGGGCUGGUCUCUGGUUCCAUCGCGUCACUGCCAUUUGUUACACUGACCUCUCCCAAGAUGAAUCUUUCUUCCGAAUGCGGUUGUCCACAUGAGCCUUGUGAUCUGGAUGUGUGCACUGGUUCUCUUUAGGUGGUUGUCUUUGAAGUUCAGCAAAGCUGCUUGUUCUCCCAUGGAUUCCUGUCCCAAGCUACCUCUACCGACCCCACCUCUCCAGAGAGACUUUUCAGUUUGCCUUCUCCCCUCCCCAUCUACUCUCUAAAAUUCUGGAGUUCACCAAAUUGAUGGUCCAUUAAAUUCACCUGUCUGGAAUGCCCCCCCACUCCCCCGCUGGUACUUGACCAAUUUCACGUUUCAGUCUGGAUUUUUUUAUGCUAUGAUGCCUAUGUUCAUGGAAAGAGGUUUACGUAAAAGGCCAACAUUUGAUUUGAUUGCAGCAUAGGGAAGAAACACUGGCCCUUCUUUCAAAAUUAAGCAACUUUUAAAAGCGCCAUUUUAUUUAUUUCCUUUUAAAAAUAAUAAUCUAUGCAGCACUUCAGGAAACAACUAUAUGGUGUUGUAUAUUAUAAACUGGUGACAUUCUACUAUUAAAUUAUGUACAACAUUUUUGUUUUUUAUGCUUCUUGAGGUGGCAAUGAGAAAAAAGUUUUUUAAAAAAGUGUGCCUUGCUGUAUUUCUUAUACCAUUUAUUAAAAAGCUGCUUUCACGGUAAAAUUAUGUUGGUUUGAAAGGAGGAAAUAGCAAGGUUAAGAUGUGUGAAUAAUUUCUGUAUAUAUGUAUAACCAAGUACAAACACUGAUGUAUAAUGACAGUAUAAAAUGCUUUCAUUUUUGUGAUGUCUAGUGAUGUGGAAAAUAUAAGCCUUAAAUCCAUUAGAUUGCAUGGUAAUUAAAAUUGGCAUAAUAAACAUAGUUUAUUGGGGGAAAAGGAAAAUUAGUGAUCUCUUCUACCUGUGUUCUUUACCAAAUUAUUGCAUCUGGUUCUGGAAAAAUGUGACAUGUAGCAGCUUCCAAAAUAUCCAUAUUGUAUAAGAGACUUAAAAUUACUUAAACUACACAUGAUGCUGUCACAAUUUCCAAAAUCUUUCUGGUAACUAUAAAGAUCUUGGAACGCAAAUGAUUAAAUGCCAGUUCCCCUAAACCAAUAAAAAUUUAUCCUAGAUAUUUUAUUUCUACUUAUCAUUAAUGGUUUAGUGUUGGGUUUCAGGAUACCUAGUAUAUCUUGUAUUUAUUUUAUAUAAUUAUUUUGAAUGGGUUUGAUGGAAAGAUGGUAGAGAAGUAUAAAAAAGUUGAUUAUUUUUUGAUUUAGACUAUAAAUUUCAGGUGUAUUUAUUUUGUGUAAAAGAAAUUAGCUAAGAAAUAUUCCAUUUAGUCUUUAUUGCUCUUGUUAAAUGUAGUUUUGAAUUUAUAUCCUAAUACCUACUAAAGUGCCUGACACACAGUAGGUACUGAAUAAAAACUUGCUGAAUUGAAGUAUUGAAUUAGGUAAUAUGGAUGACAUUUAUCUAUUCAUUUUGAGAAACCUACACUAAAACACUUAUAAACAAUUAGAAAAAUGAUGAAAUGCAAUAUAAAACCAUACAAUAUAUAAUCAGUUUAUAUCAAAUUUCAAAAAGAAACAAUGUAGAUUCAGAUAGUCACAGUAAUGACAAUCAUUCAUUCAACUGAUAAUUCAUUAACAUCUUCUACCUGCAAGGCAUUGUUCUAGAUGCAGGGGAUGCAAUGAUGAACAAACAAAAGCCCUGCCCUCAGGAGGCUUACCUACAUUAUGGACGAGGUGAACACACAGUGAGAUUCAGUAGUUGUCCUGUACAUGAGGAAGAGAAGAAAGCAGUGAAAGAGGCACAAAGACAGAAACAGCAAUGAAGGACAAGGAGGAAAAAAAGGGUUAAAAGAGAGCUGGAAGUUUGACAGUAGAAAAUAGUGCAGCUUUAUUGCAGGGAUAGUAGGAGAAACAGUAAAUUGUGAGACUUAAUGAAAGGUCUUUUAAAAUGUUAGGUUGGAGCUUUUGUAUGUAAUAUGCUAAGUAGUAAGGAAACUUUGUAUCGUCUUUGUUUUGCACCUGAUUUUACUUAUUAUUAGAACUUUAUUAGUACCACACCAAGAACAUUUAAAAAAUAAUAGCCUAUAGUUCUGCCACUUAAUAACUAUUUGUAUUGUUAUGCCUCUUCUAAUCUUUUCCAUACAGAUUUCUAAAUUGAUGAAUCAUUCUAGGCUUUUUAAUGGGCAGGAAUUUGUUCAAAAGGGGUUUUAGGCAGACAUCUAGCUGCAAUAUUCAACACAGGGGAAAGAGAUUAGAGGUAAAUGCCUCGUUAGGGGGCAGCUGUAGAAAAUAAGCUAGGCUCGAGAUUAUCACAGAGUACACAGGGUUAGCAGCCAGACCACAGAGAAGGAACAAAUCCUGGAGUCUCUGAAAUACCUAAGAGCAUUCUGGAGCUCCGUUGAGGUACGGUAUUACUUUAUAUACUGAGACAACCUAAAUUUUCCUUGCGUAGUAAUUAACAAUGCCAAGUUUAAGUCUAUUGGUAAAACAUUUGAAGAGCAAACUGACCGAGAUGUUCUAUUUACCUGUUGUGUGCUCAUUGAAGACUUUGAGGUAUUGAAAAUAUGUGUUUUUUAAUUAUCUGCUUAGUAUUAACACCAAAUUUGUAGCAUGACUUUCCGGUUUAUUGAACAGUGCUUUUUCAGGCUGGAAGUGAUGGAAUAGCCUCACUCCUUCACUCUAGGUAGGCACGACACCCCUGCCCCCCACCAGGCAGCCUUGAAAACGGUCGCACCAACUCUGCCUACACACUUUCAGUGACAGUGGUUCAUUGUCUGUCAAGGCAAGCUGUCCCGCCGUUGGAUGCGUCUCUUUGUUAGAAAGUUAUUUCUUAGGUUGCUAAAAUCUGCAUAGUUCUGCUUUCCCCUCGCCUUUAGUUUUGCUCAGUGGUCCUAGUUCUGUCCUGAUGAGCCGCUCAGAGUAUUUCUGCUCCUUUCUCCUGGCAACCCUGAAGAGAGAGACCAGUUAGUCAUCCUCUCCCAGCUGCUGUGAUUUCUGUUCUUCGGUUCCCUCCACCACCCUUCAUUUGUCAUGAUUUUCAGAUCCAUUUAAACCUGACUGAAUGUUAAGAGGCAGUAUCCUUGAAACUGAGGAACUGUCUUGCCCAUCAUACAUGUAGAAAAAUAUCCGAACAUUUAAGUGGUAAGUUUUCUCUCAGAAUAUAUCCAAGAUAUAUGUUUAUUCUAUUAUUGUAAAUUUCAAUAAAUAAAUAAAUAAGUAAAUAAAUAAGAAUUCAUUACUUCCUUCAGUGGCCCAGUCCA